ACAGAACCGUUGAUUGGCUGCCCCACAUCAGACAACUGCGCGGUCGUUGGUAUUGAGUGUCCCCGAUUUGUGAUGGAUCCAGCGACCUUAUAUUUAGGGUUCCUCUCAAGCGAUAAACUAACAUUGUCAAAUAAACGACUGGACAGCAGCUAUGACUGGCCAACAGUAAAGGACCGGACGUACAGCGGGGCACAGGGAUCAUCUGUGAUUACCAACCGACAAACAAUGUACUUUGAAACUGUCAUUUAUUAUCGAAUAGUUCAGGACCUAGAUAAAAAUAAUCUGGUUUUCGAGGUUGCUUUCGCAACUGAAAAGGCAAUUGGUGAAAUUUUCUAUGUCGGUAACCAAAAAGGGGCGUGGUCCAUUUAUGCGUACAAUUCUGAUACACAUGGAGUCACUCUCUUCUUCAAAAGUCAUGGAGGCAAUCUAAUGCAUAGUGAAAUUCUCAGUGACGCGACUUCCGGAACAGAAAAGUACUUGAAUUUGGGAUUCCUCAUUAACAGAGUAGACAGAUUUAUCGCUGUGUUUGACAUUUACAUGAACAGGAAGAUAUACACCUUUACUAACGUGAACGGAUCUCAGGAACUGUGGCCCGUAUUCGGAGUUUUUAACACGGAGAGACAACUUGUUCGCCUUCGACUGAACUCUGAAAGAGACAUAAACAAUGUACCUUGUGGUCUGUUUUAGCUUAUACUCUCAUAUUCAGCAAUGAUUGCUAUGAAUACGACGAAACAGAGACAAAGUUGUAAAAGUUACACAUGUUUAAUAAUAUAAACAGUGUAGAACAGUGGCAGAAAUAGGACACUGAUGGAUAUUUCGUAGUAUAAUUGACAGUUAUUGUGAAUCCGGGAACAGUCAGAUAUUUGGUUAACAUGGUACAAUAAUGAAUAAUAAAUUCCUUUUUUUUUUUAGACAAGGCAAUAUGUUUAGAUAUUUGUCUACUUUACAAUAUGGCC
Mizuhopecten yessoensis (Yesso scallop) is the source of this 956-nucleotide messenger RNA. RefSeq lists its product as uncharacterized. Lineage: Eukaryota; Metazoa; Mollusca; Bivalvia; Pectinida; Pectinidae. The coding region runs from base 73 to 687 and encodes 204 amino acids. The transcript is spliced from 2 exons. The record is from RefSeq and is a predicted model, not a curated record.